AUGGUUCGCACUGCAAACGCCAAUUCUACCGGUUCCUCUCCUCGCAAAAAUACCGACAACGAAUGGACUACCAUCCCCAUCAGACCUAAGCCACUUGUAUCCUUUCCCAAAUCCCCCGCCAAGCCAACCCUACACAUGCUUCUCCUACAGUCCUACUUCCCCAGGGGUGCCAACAAGUGGAUCUGGAACUGCUACCUCGACGACGAAGUCCUGAGUCCAAACCCACGCGGCCAUGAGCGCUACACGCGCAUUCAAAAGGCUUUCACCAAGAGCGGUACUUUCUUCGCUGGGCGCGGCAUUGUCCUGCACUCCCUCAACAUUUGCACCUCUCGCAUCGUCGAGCUUUUCUUCGGGUCCGAGGAGGACCUCUGGAAAGCUGAUGCAUUGGCUGAAGAGUACUCUCGGGCCAUGGCCGGGUCGGAUGGCUGUAUCCGUCGUAAGGAGAAUACCGGGAAGAUGGUCUGCCACGGGGUUUACACUCUCGAUCAAUUUACCAACGAAUUCGUUGGGCGGUGGAAUCUCAAAGAGGAGAGACUGCGUGAGCUUGAGGACAUGAAUCCUGUGUUUGAUUCGAAUGGUAAGAGGGUGCUUUAUAGGAUUCGAUAUGUGCAGUAUAUGAGCUCUCAGACUUCGAAUGAGCGGCUAUUGCGCGCUGGGGCGACUUGGGCGGUCAACUUUAGUGACUUUAGAGUUGCUGAGUGCUUCAUUGAUGGGCAUGCAGAGUUUAACUUUUUCAUGGAUCCUUGCGCUGGGGGACUGAAGUGGUACCAAGAGAAUCCUCCCAGAUUCCUCCGUUUCCCCGACGACUCUAGGAGGAGUUCUGGGUCAUCAAAUGGCAGCGGGAGUGCCCCUGGAGCCGUUGAACCGGCUAAUACUUCGGCUACCGCAACUGCCGCUGGAGCCGGCAAUCGCAUUGGGGAAAAUCCUGAGGGUCCCGUGUUUACCGAGAACCCCGAGCAGGCUAGAAGCACACUGAAAGUCAGAGUUAGUCUCACCGUGUAGAAGAAACCUCAAGAUCGGAUUCUUACUAAUCUCAUCGAGUAGGUUGGGACCCCGGCGGCGGCCAAAACAGCCAGCGUCGAGCAGCAGAUAUCUGAGAUUCAGGCGACUGCCACCGCUCUCGCUGAGGGAGCCAAGCGGACUGUCGACGAGAAGCCUGAAGUUCAGGCCACUACCAAUGCCUCCAUACAGACCGUCGACGAGAAGCCUGAAGUUCAGUCCACUACCAAUUCCUCCAAGCAGAUCAAGGAUUUAGCGAACGUUGGAGCCACUAGCACCGGACAGCAGGAAUAUGAGACUCGGUCGAUUACCACUGCUCCUGCUGAUGGAGUCAAGCAGGCUGUCAUCACGAAGCGGCCCGAGACUCAGGUUCCUACCAAUACCUUCGCCAAGGAGGCCACGAACACGGCGACAGUCAAAAUUGAUACCAUUGAGCAUAAGGAACUUCAGCCAUCGCAGCACUUGGCCAAACCCAAACCCACUGCCCCCAUGGGCUCGGGAGGGGGCAAAGCCACGGAAGCCAGUUGCAUUAGAGAAAUGCGCGAAUCGAAACCAAAGGGUCAACCCCGGGGGGAUGGGGAGCAGCUCUCACCGCCUCUUCCUCUCCCUCCCCCUCCCUAUCGCAAGCCAAUUGCAACCCAAAUUCCCGGCGGCCCCCCCUCAGACACCCUCAACAAGUUCUCACCUCUCGUGCCUCCAGCCCCUUCCGCCGGAGGCCUGAGACCACCUACCGAGGACGUAAAGCGCCAGUACCCUAUUAAUCCCAGGAGGCUCGGAGCGAAGAUCACUCCACUGGCUAGGGAACACACCAGUGGUAGCAACGGCAACCAAUAUUCUGGCCCCGCAGCUCCCGUCUCUACUCUUGCAAGCCAGACUACUACUACUAAACAUCCCUAUCGCCAGAAUCGCCAACCCAAUCCAAGACAAAACAUCGGUCACAAACCGGCUGGCGACAUCACCGCCACCACCGCUACCGCCACUGCCACCACUGCCACCACUGAUAUCACUGAUGCUAGCGCGAUCAAGGGCGGGGCUACAGUAACUUCUGUCGACACCUCUCGAGUCAAAAUCGAAAAAAUCCACCCUCCGGAAGUCAGAGAGAGGCACAAGCUUGCAAAGCUAGCGGCUAGGAAGAAGAGGAUGGCGAAGAAGAGGGCGGACAAGAAAGCGGCUACUACUGAGGCUACUGGUGUUGCUGGAGGAAGGGGAGGGGUCGAAGCGAAGGUUGAAGGGAAGGAGGUAGGACAGGGGGUUGCUGCUGGGUAG
Tuber aestivum (summer truffle) is the source of this 2265-nucleotide messenger RNA. The record is from the annotation of a GenBank genome assembly. NCBI's taxonomy places the organism in Eukaryota, Fungi, Ascomycota, Pezizomycetes, Pezizales, Tuberaceae.